Messenger RNA from Colletotrichum karsti, 1461 nucleotides. RefSeq lists its product as uncharacterized. Lineage: Eukaryota; Fungi; Ascomycota; Sordariomycetes; Glomerellales; Glomerellaceae. The transcript has a single exon. The record is from RefSeq and is a predicted model, not a curated record. Bases 1 to 1461 code for a protein of 486 amino acids.
AUGUCAGGAAGUAACGACCCGGCUGCGGCUGCGGCUGCCGACAUCACGAGUGACAAUGAAGAGCACGUCACCUCGUCGAGGAACAGCUACGAGGAUGCUCCUCAAGAACAACCACCCAGCACCUCGCAUUCCAAAGAACUCACCUCGAGCGAGCAAAAGCCACCCAGCCCGAAGCAGUCUGGGGAGCAGAGCAGAGCAGCCGUUCCGGCGGGAACAGGCUCACAACAAGGCAGUAGAGCCCCGUCGCAGAAAGCGGCUUCGCAGUCCGGCAGCCGAGCAGGAUCACAGCAGGGAAGCAGACGAGGAUCCAAUGAAGCCGCGGCGGGCCAGGCCGAUGCUCCUCAAGCCGCCGUCGCCCGUGAGCGACAACCCGGAGACGAAAACCGCGAGGCGUUCCGCGACUCUACCAUCACGGCCGUCAGCGAGGACACGGCGCAAGUACUCGGACGUGUUGGCCUUCCCAAGACAACAUCGACGGAUCCUGCCGCUGCGGGAGUCCUGGCAGGUACAACCGGCAACAGAGGAGGCGAUGGCGGCGACGACGAUGAUGACGAACUUGAGCCGCUGACCAAGUACGUCGACUGGAAAGAGCACAUUUCCAUCUCCAUCGGCCCCUUCAUCAUUCUCUUCUUCGAUCUGGCUCUCCCGGUCUGUAUCUACUACAGUUGGCUGCGUGCGCAGCGUAACCGUCGUCGCGAGGCAUGCGCGCCUGCGUAUGAAGCCGGAGUAGAGUGCGGACUCCCCGCCGUCGAGACAGUCGAGAGUCGUAUCUUGGGUUUCGCCAUUAUCGCCUUCGGCUUCGGUGAGGUGUACAUCCUCAUCGUCCGCGUCUACCGACUCAUUGCCAAGUUCGAUCAAUGCGCGCCGUUGCUGUCCAAGCACUGGUGGGAGCUUGAUGCCACGACGUGGGUGUACGCGCUCGGUCUGAUCGCUGCUUUGGUCCCGUUCGUAUGCUCGACCACCGUCUACGACCCCUUCGUGGUUGAGUGGCUCUACCUGUACUCUCCCGGCUUCAUGUUCAUGAUCCUGGACGCGAUCGCCCUCAUGACGUUGAUUCCGAUCAGGAUGCCGUUCAAAAUCAACUCGGACCCGGCAGGCGAGCGGCUGAAGCCCAUCGUGUACUACGCCGCGGAGGACUUCUUCGCCGUCGACGGCGCGCAGAACCGCGAGUUCCGCAAGAAGUACGUGGAGCGGUACAAGAAGUCGAUGAUGUUCCGGAAGAUGAUUCUCGAGUUGACGCUGUUCUGGAUCGGCGGGUGCAGUUGUUACCUGGGCUACGUGGCCGCCAUCAUUUGGGACCUGGAGUUCGAGCGUGCGUUCGGCACGUCGUUGGGCGUUUUGUUCGGAUGGAUUAUCGUUUGGGGUGUGACUGCGAGAAUUUGGAUUCACUACGCGAUCAGGCGCGAAAAGAAAUGGUGGAGAGAAAACAAGGCGGAGAGAGAAGCGGCAAAGAUUCAAUGA